AUGGCCGAAUUAGCGGCACUUGGCGUUGCAGCCAACGUUAUCCAAUUCCUAGAGCUCGGGCUCAGAGUGUCCAUCUCCAUCAUCAGUACAUGUCGCAGUAUCACCGACGGUGGUUUGUUACCACGAUUAGUCCAACUUAAAGCCAUGGCCGAAGAUUUGCAGCGUCGCUGUGUUCAGUUGCAGACAGACGUCACCAUCAAGAUGGAUGACGGCAUGAAGAGCCUUCUGCAGCUUUACACAAAAACUUCGAAAGAACUUGUUAAUGCGGCCAAUGGUCUAACGACUGCUAUCGACUGCAAAUACCCGAGGUUAACGAAGGCCAAACUCCCCGUCAGAGCGUAUUUCAAGGAAAAUAGUAUCAUCGACAUUCAAAAGAGACUACGGGAAAUCAAAGCCGCAAUCUUUGAGGGACUUCAAAUACUUCUGUUAUUAGUUUCCACUCUCUAA
Molecule: messenger RNA, 447 nt
Organism: Colletotrichum acutatum
Lineage: Eukaryota; Fungi; Ascomycota; Sordariomycetes; Glomerellales; Glomerellaceae
Exons: 1
Coding region: 1-447 (148 amino acids)
Source: RefSeq, a predicted model, not a curated record